GUCACUUUAAGGAUGUUUAAACAGCGGCAAAUUCAAUCAGAAGAGAUUCCAGUGGGGUACCAGUACCUGUCUGAGAUCUGCAAACCAUACAAAGCGGGUGAGAAAUACCUGGAAUUCAUUCAGGCUCUGCAGAAGAAAGAGAUUCAUCUGGAAGUGUUUGAAUUUGAGCCACACGCUUCCAGGGGGCAGAGGUCCCCUCCCAGCAACAAAAAGAAGGUGGCAUUGCACUACACCACAGCCUCUUCCACAGCAAAAGACACGAGCACGCCACAAGAUACCUCCAGAAAGCAGCUCUCCACAGAGAGUACAAACAAAUCCCUCUGCAGCGACACGGAAAGCCUCAGUGGGAGCUGUGAAUCCCGCUCCCUGGACUCUCCCAAUUCCAGCCCAGGAAAUUCAAAUAGGAAGUUGUUGAAGGCUCCAUCCACUGGCACCAUGUCCUCCUCAGAUGAUUUUGAAGAGAGAGAUUCCUUGCAGGCUUUUGAGAACGAAAAUGGGACAUCCCAGCAGCAGUUUAAGAACAUCCUCCUCUCCAGCGCCGCGCAGACACACCGGCUCCGGAAACUACGAGGACCAUCCAAGUGCAGGGAGUGUGAUACCUUCAUGGUCAGCGGCUUCGAGUGCGAGGAGUGCUGCUUGGCCUGCCACAAGAAGUGUCUCGAGAACCUGCUCAUCACCUGUGGCCACAAGAAGUUGCCCAACAGGGUGUCUCUUUUUGGCAUUGACUUCACGCAAGUUCCUCGAGAUUUCCCAGAGGAAGUUCCCUUCAUAGUGGUGAAAUGCACCUCGGAAAUUGAAGCUCGUGCCCUGGGGGUGCAGGGGAUCUAUCGGAUAAGCGGAUCCAAAGCCCGAGUGGAAAAGCUGUGCCAGGCGUUUGAGAACGGACGGAGCCUGGUGGAACUCUCCGAGCACUCCCCCCACGAUAUCACCGGGGUCUUGAAGCAUUUCCUGAAGGAACUUUCGGCACCGGUGCUGCUGUCCCAGCUCUACAACGAUCUCAUUGCGCUCGCCAAAGAUUUACAAAAGCCUGCGGAAGAAAAGUUGGACUGUACAGUUUCCCCUUCUGAUCCCAUCCAGAACAUGAAGGACUUGCUGAGUAAAUUACCUGGAAGCAACUACAACACUCUGAGGCACCUGAUCGCACACUUGUACAGGGUGGCAGAGAAAUACGAAGAGAACAAGAUGUCCCCAAACAACCUGGGCAUAGUAUUUGGGCCAACUCUGAUCCGGCCAGGCUCAGGGAACGAUGUCUCAAUGUCAUGCCUUGUUGACUCUGGGUAUCAAGCUCAAAUUGUGGAAUUUCUCAUUCAGAACUACGAGAGGGUGUUUGGGAUGGAUGACCUGCCUUCAUCCUUAUCCCUUGGAUGUGAAAAUCCUUCGCAAGAAACAUCGACAGAGAAGGAUGAAGGACCUCAGAGCCCAAACACAAUCCAGAAUAUAACUCUAGAGAAUUUCUCCUCCAAGCAGGGUUUAAACGCCGACUGUCUCUCUGAUAACGCGUUUUCCAGGGAAGCCAUCAAUGAGCUGACUCUGGAGGGAGCCCACAGUCCGUUAAGCACAGACUCUUUAGAGAUGAAUACAAGUAUUGGCUCUGAGCUGGAGGACCUGGAUGACUCUGUGCAAGAAAAGACAGACAGUGAUUCAGACACGAUCGUAGGGACCCAACCCAGAUGUCAUUUCAGUCGCCAACCUGUCAAAUAUAUUAGAACACAGGUGAAAACGAAGCCAGUCAUUCCCAAAUCUUCCAAUCUGCCCUUGAGGACUGCCACCACGUUAGCUAAUGAAGCAGCAGAGUCUGGUGCAGAAGACAACCCCACUGACAGCAGCUCCACGACCACGAACAUCCUGGAGGAGAGCACGAGGAGCAGGAACAGCUCAACAGACACGAACACACUGAAGCAGCGCUCGGGAGGGAGACAACAGCUCAAACAUUUUGAGAUGACGCAAGAAACCGCCAGGAUUGUCUCCAAGUUUAAAGUCAGUGACACGUCUGAGCCUUGUCUGGAGAGUGUGGGAUCUCCUGAGAAAGCAGAGGACCUCAACCCAGGGACAUACCUAUAGAAAAAAAACCCUAAAGGUACCAGAUAA
Antrostomus carolinensis (chuck-will's-widow) is the source of this 2088-nucleotide messenger RNA. It is a transcript of the gene GMIP, whose product is annotated as GEM interacting protein. Gene Ontology annotation, biological process: signal transduction; negative regulation of GTPase activity; activation of GTPase activity. NCBI's taxonomy places the organism in Eukaryota, Metazoa, Chordata, Aves, Caprimulgiformes, Caprimulgidae. Gene Ontology annotation, molecular function: GTPase activator activity. The annotation marks the transcript as partial. The record is from RefSeq and is a predicted model, not a curated record. Gene Ontology annotation, cellular component: plasma membrane. The transcript has 11 exons.